AUGGUGUGGCAGGCCAACAACAGACCGCCCACCAGGUCGGUCAAGCCGCUGCUGAAAGGCGCCCUGGUCACGUUCAUCCUGACCUUCAUCUUGACGAGCACCUACAUGUACCGCGACACGAUAGCCACCAAAGCCUCUACGAUCAAGUUCACCGACGGCGAAGCGACCGACUAUUUCAAGUACCCCUUCAACGCCAGCGACGCCCACGCGAACCCGAUAGACUGGCUGAUCCACGACGCGCGAACGAGACAAGAUGCGGUGCUCCAGAAACGGAGCCGCACGCUGCACAACGCCGCCCAGCGAUACCGGGAGCGCCGCGGCAGACACCCGCCUCCGGGCUUCCAGGAGUGGUUCCGCCAUGCCGCCGAGACCGACGCGAUUGUGGUCGAAGAGUUCUUCGACCGUAUCUACGACGACUUGAGGCCGUUCUGGGCUCUCGAUGCGAAGACGAUCACAGGCCAGGCGAACGCGGGAGAGCACGUGGUUCGGGUACGCAACGGCACGGCAGUGGGCGAGGGAGACACGGAGGGCAAGGAGCCGUGGCUGGACUUGUGGACGGCGCUUGUGUCCGAGUUUUCGGAACAUCUGCCGGACGUGGAUAUGCCCAUCAAUUAUAUGCAAGAGCCGCGCCUCCUGGUGCCGUGGAAGGAGAAGGAGAAACUGGCGGCGAAGGAGGAGAAGGCCCGGAAGAUGCCCACCAAGAACAAGGCAACAAAUGACUUCAAGGGCCUGGCGGCUGUCGAUGGCGCGAGAGGCAAGCCGUACUCGAAGGGUUGGACAAGCGGAGACCGUCGCAAGUACUGGGACCUCGUUCGCGAGGCUUGCCCUGGUGACUCCCCAGCUAGAAACGUGCCCGCGGCAACAGACCUGUCUCUCCCGCCGACGCUGCCAUACUCCUGGCAAGCACCAUUCUCGCGGCAAGGCUACGUUCAAAACUUCACCAGCUCUCAAGACCCCUGCGUACAGCCUCACCUGCGCUCUCUCCACGGAACCUUUGUCGAGCCGUUGAACGUCAACACCACCAAGGAUCUCAUUCCGAUCUUCAGCGGUUCCAAACUCCGCGUCAAUUCGGACAUUCUCAUCCCGGGCGCCAUGUACCUCUCAGAAGACGAGGCCUACACCGGCGGUACCUCCCAUGGGCCUGCUUGGCCGGACAAGUUGAACCGCCUCGUCUGGCGCGGUGUCGGCUCUGGCGGUCUCGCGCAGUCGGACAACUGGAUGCACUUCCACCGCCAGCGCCUCGUCGAGAUGCUCAACGGCACCACAGUCCGCGGCAUGGAGGCCAACGACGUCCGCGCCAUGACGUUCGACAUGCCGCCCCUGGAACGCUACAACACCACACGCCGUCGUGAGAAGCGUCUGGGUGAUUUUCUCUCGGGAUUCGCGGACGUGGGGUUUACUCACUUGUCGUGCGGGCCCAGUCACGACAAGGAAUGCGACUGGCUUGCGCCGCACCUCUCCGUCGUCAACGCCACGCCCAUGGCAGAGCAAUUCUCGAGCAAGUUCCUCCCCGACGCGGACGGCUACAGCUUCAGCGGACGGUUCCGCGCAUUCAUGCUGUCGACCAGUGUGCCUCUAAAGGCGACGGUGUACACCGAGUGGCAUGACGACCGCCUGAUGCCGUGGCUUCAUUUCGUCCCGCUGGACAACACAUUCCAAGACCUCUACGGCGUUCUGGACUUCUUCACCGACGGCGACGACGAAGCGCCCUCUAAAUGGGACGUUCACAAAGUUCUGGGCAGGAAGAGCAAGGGCGAUGACGCUGCGAGAUGGAUCGCGGAACAGGGGAAGGAGUGGGCGGACAAGGUUCUCAGGCGCGAGGACAUGAGGUUGACCGCCAUCUCCGACGUGGCCGGCUUCUUGGCGGCGCUGGAGCGCGAAGAAACCAUGGAGUUCAAAAGUCGCCAUUGCGGCCCCGUCGUCCGGAGACGGGACCGUCGUUCGCAUGAAGAGAAGAUCGCGUCUGCCGACUUCUAUGCCGAGGAAAUUGACGAGAAGAUGGUGAUUGCGAACACUCGGCACUCAGAAGACGCACCUUUACUCGAGGUCGCUGAAGAAACCCCCAUUGAGAUGUCUCAUUCAAGGCCCAUACGGAGCCACCGCUGCAGAGUUCGCCGGCUCCUCCGCCUCCAUCGUCAUCGCGAUGCCUCCGAGAACAGCGAGGGCUCAAAGAAGACCCGGGACGCACCAGUCGAGAAACACGAGGAACUGUACACCAAAGACGGCGUCGGUCCGAGCCAGGGCUGGGCGUACAACCUCGCCAUCGGCCUCGCGUGGUAUAUGCCGGCGCCUUUCGACUUGAUGCCCCAGGGGUAUCCGUCCCGAUGCUUCUGA
Messenger RNA from Colletotrichum karsti, 2334 nucleotides. RefSeq names its product capsular associated protein. Lineage: Eukaryota; Fungi; Ascomycota; Sordariomycetes; Glomerellales; Glomerellaceae. The record is from RefSeq and is a predicted model, not a curated record. The coding region runs from base 1 to 2334 and encodes 777 amino acids. The transcript is spliced from 3 exons.